UUAAAAAAAAAAUAAAUAAAUAAAUAAAAACGCACUUUAUCCUCUCUCUCUCUCUCUCUCUCGCUCUGAAACUAGGCUAAUGGCGUCGAAGAUUUCUGUUACGGGUCAGAUAUCAAAGCUACAUGGACUCGGAGUGAAUGACUGGAAAAGAACUUGUCCCUCAUCACUCACUCUUUGCAAUCUAAAUUCGACUGCAAAUUUAGCUGGUACACAGAUCUUCUCCCCGUGUUCUGUGAACUUUGGGCAAAAUUACAGAUCUCUCCGCAUAUGUGGUCUAUUUGGUGGGAAGAAGGAAAAUAAUGAGAAGAGUGAUGAUGCUCCUUCGAAGGCAGGAAUCUUUGGGAAUAUGCAGAAUCUGUAUGAGACGGUGAAGAAGGCACAAAAUGUUGUGCAAGUUGAGGCAGUGCGAGUGCAAAAAGAACUUGCUGUAGCAGAGUUUGAUGGUUACUGUGAAGGCGAGCUAAUAAAGGUAACACUGUCUGGUAACCAGCAACCUAUACGGACAGAGAUCACUGAGGCUGCAAUGGAAUUAGGACCAGAAAAAGUUUCUCUUUUGGUUACUGAGGCGUACAAGGAUGCACAUCAGAAGAGUGUCCAGGCAAUGAAGGAAAGAAUGAGUGAUCUUGCCCAAAGUUUAGGAAUGCCACCAGGGGUCGGUGAUGGAUUGAAGUAAUGGUUUUUUUCCUCUGAGAUAAUGUCAAUUUUGUGUACCGUCUGGGCAAAAUGCUCACCUUGUAAGUACCAUGAGUUUGUUUUCAUUUAAAUACCAGUUUUUAACUAAAGUAGAGACUUGUAAUUUCAUAUCUCCUUCCUCAUGAAAAAAAUGAAUGUUGCAUAUUGGUUACACCGAUUUGUCAUAACCGAUGAAUACAACCAUGAACAACACAAUUAAGAGUCCAAGAGGAAAAGGUUGUGGUUGA
Ziziphus jujuba (common jujube) is the source of this 920-nucleotide messenger RNA. RefSeq names its product nucleoid-associated protein At4g30620, chloroplastic. The record is from RefSeq and is a predicted model, not a curated record. Bases 80 to 673 code for a protein of 197 amino acids. Gene Ontology annotation, molecular function: DNA binding. The transcript is spliced from 7 exons. NCBI's taxonomy places the organism in Eukaryota, Viridiplantae, Streptophyta, Magnoliopsida, Rosales, Rhamnaceae.